AUGUGCUCAGAACACAAAGAGCUGCAGCUGGCGAAUGGAAAGCAUCGCUGUGAGGGGAGAGUGGAAGUCUUCUACAAUGGGACCUGGGGAACAGUGUGCUCUGAGAAACUGGAUCGCCAUGAUGCAGAAGUCAUCUGUAAGCAGCUACAGUGCGGUCACCUCACUUCUAUUGAUUAUGACGCUCAGUUAUUUGGAGAAGGAUCCGGACCUAUUUGGCUCGAUGAGGUGGAAUGCAUGUCACACGAGUCGACCAUUUGGCAGUGUCAGACAGACCCGUGGGGUAAACACAAUUGUGAUCACCGGGAAGAUGCAGGCAUUGUCUGUUCAGGAGGAAACUUGACGAAGGAGAGCGCCCACGGUGCAAAUGAUAGCGAUGGAGAAUCAGAUUCGGGUUUAGGUUUGCGUCUGGAAGGAGGUAAGAAUAACUGCUCCGGAAGAGUGGAGAUAUUGUUCAACAACCACUGGGCCACGGUGUGUGAUGACUCCUGGGGUAUGGCCGAUGCCAGUGUUGUCUGCAGACAGCUGGGUUGCAUUUCCGCUCUUACGGCCACUGGAGGGGGCAGUUUUGGCCAGGGUGAAGGUGAUAUAUGGCUGAAUGGAGUGAAGUGCACCGGAGAAGAAUCAUUUCUGUCCGACUGUCCUGCAUCAGCGUCAGUUCAACCCGACUGUAAUCACAAGGAAGAUGCCAGUGUGAUUUGUUCGGGGUCCUACUUGGCGUCGACGACUUCUCUGUCCACAGCUGCAGGACAUGAUGUAAAAACUACUUCCACCUCCAUUGUGAUCUGUAUAACACUCGGAGUCCUAUUGAUGGUCGAGUUAAUGGCACUCACGUCAUUGAUACACAGAAAGGCAAAGAGAAAAGGGGCUGUCACUGGCGGCAGGGAAUCGUCCAGCGGUUUCUACCAAGCCCUUUAUGAAGAAAUUGAGGAUAUUCUGCCUCGCAUGGAUUCCGCUCUGACCCAUGGAUCAGCUCUAGGCGAUUAUGAAGACGCCCAGACUGUAGGCAUUGAUUCUCAGGGUGGUCACUUGCUGUUGGAUGGUGGUCAAGAUGAUCUCUUCAAAAUGGAACGUGCCGACGUUGAUCUCUGAGCACUCGUGUCAGCGGGAACAUCACCUCCGUCACUAACAGUGAUCAGCACCUCGAGCGAGACAGAAAGGAGAGAUCAGAAUCCGAGAACUCUAGAUUGGAAAGUUCCAACAAUGUAUCUGAAUCUGAGAAAAACAGAUGGCGUUGUAACAAAAAUAGAUCCGAAUCUGAGGACAAUAAAUUGGAAUUUUACAACAAUUGCGAGGGAUUUAUCCUUUUGGAUUGUCCAGCUUUCCACAGAUGAUUGGUGGUUAACGUUAGAUCAUCGGAUUCGGUUCGUGCUUUACAUUAUAGAACACAUUUACUAUCGCUUCCUGGCUAUUG
This is a messenger RNA of Carcharodon carcharias (great white shark), 1411 nucleotides long. RefSeq names its product deleted in malignant brain tumors 1 protein-like. Bases 1 to 1089 code for a protein of 362 amino acids. The record is from RefSeq and is a predicted model, not a curated record. The transcript has 9 exons. Gene Ontology annotation, cellular component: membrane. NCBI's taxonomy places the organism in Eukaryota, Metazoa, Chordata, Chondrichthyes, Lamniformes, Lamnidae.